Molecule: messenger RNA, 828 nt
Organism: Meira miltonrushii
Lineage: Eukaryota; Fungi; Basidiomycota; Exobasidiomycetes; Exobasidiales; Brachybasidiaceae
Exons: 2
Coding region: 1-828 (275 amino acids)
Biological process (GO): peptidyl-lysine dimethylation
Molecular function (GO): protein-lysine N-methyltransferase activity
Source: RefSeq, a predicted model, not a curated record
AUGAGCUCGGAUGAUGAUCAUGAAGGUGGCUUGGAUAUGUUCGCAGAGCCAAAAGGCUUUCGACCCGCAACUCCUCCACCGACAGAGGCAAGGUAUGACUUUCCAAAGUCUGUAGGAGGAUCAUCCUCUUCUCUUACCAGCUCGGAACCGAUCAUUAUGUCUUUGGUGGGAUCACACCCGCUCUGGGGACAUCAUCUAUGGAAUGCAGCUCCUACUUUGAGUGACUACUUGGUGCGAGAAAUGCCGCAACUAUGCAGCGGAAAGACUGUUCUGGAACUGGGAGCAGCGGCAGGUUUACCGAGCAUCGUUGCUCAUAGAUUGAAAGCUUCAGUAGUUGUUUCGACCGACUACCCAGAUAAUGAUCUGAUCGAAAAUCUACGCAAGAACUGUGAUGGAAAUACAAGCAGCACGGACUAUAAGCUCGCAGUAGAAGGAUACAUUUGGGGAUCAGAUACCAGCAAACUCAAAGCACUCUUGCCGAAAGGACAACAGUACUUCGAUCUACUGUUACUGUCGGAUCUGAUCUUCAAUCACCAAGCACACCCUGCAAUGCUGGCAACAUUAGACAGCUGUCUACCACCUUCUAGACAAACCCCAUCCGGACAGGACACGGAGGAGAGCUCAUAUGCCGGACCCCAAGCACUCGUCUUCUUCACGCAUCAUCGUCCACACUUGGCUCAUAAAGAUAUGGAAUUUUUCGAACAGGCCAGACAGAAAGGAUGGAUAUGUACAGAAGUGGGAAAAUGGAAGAUGGCACCCAUGUUUCCAGAAGAUCCAGGAAGCGAAGAAGUUCGGGCUACCGUUCACGGAUGGCAGAUAUAUCGAUGA